Molecule: messenger RNA, 912 nt
Organism: Eremothecium cymbalariae DBVPG#7215
Lineage: Eukaryota; Fungi; Ascomycota; Saccharomycetes; Saccharomycetales; Saccharomycetaceae
Exons: 1
Coding region: 1-912 (303 amino acids)
Cellular component (GO): cytoplasm
Source: RefSeq, a predicted model, not a curated record
AUGGCUACCAACUUGAGAACUCACUUGAUAACCGUUCCGUGUCACUCAAUUUGGAAGCAGCAUUAUGUAACAAAGGGAGAGGAAAACUUAGGCCAGUUACCGGAACAUUGGUAUCUGGCUCCAUUCCAGUAUGAAGGUAAUGACCAUUUAGCGUUUAUAAGGCAUUCACUAUUAGCAGUCAGAGAGCUGAUUAAUGAUAUAGAGUCGUCUGUUCUCGUAUUUAGUGGCUCAGAGACUAAAGAGGAAGCUGGCCCUAUCUCUGAGGCUUCAAGUUACUAUUAUAUGACUCGGAAACUCUUGAAGUGGAUUGAAUCAUGUGAAGAGAUACCGAAGAGCUUAAUACACCAAGAUAAAGGAAUUGUGCAUAUUUGCGAACAGAUUAUUUUUGGUUUAAGCACUAGACAUGGAAUAGACAUCGAAACCUUAUUCACCAAAUAUAUCUACACCGAAUGUUUUGCAUUAGAUUCGUUUGAAAACCUAUUAUUCUCAAUUGGAAGGUUUCACGAGGUUACUGGAUCCUAUCCUUCAACUAUUACUAUAUUUGGUUUUGAGUUUAAGAGAGAAAGGUUUCUUAAUUUACAUGCAAAAGCGAUUGACUAUCCAGCUAAUAAGAUCAAAUAUAUUGGUGAAGAUCCAAAGCCCAGUCACGAUAAUGUACAAAAACAAGAAUACUUCUAUCAGCUCUAUAGGAUGGAGGCCAAAAACGCUUUGGAACUGUUUAGAAAAGAUUGGUAUGGAACUAGAGAUGCCUUAAUGACUAAAAAGCUGCAUAGAAACCCUUUCAAGAGGAGCCAAAAAUACCAACUGCCACUGUAUCAUUUGAAUGUAAAACAUCACAUUAUUGAAGAUGAUAAACGAUACUUUGAAAACCGGAUACAGGGGAAAAUGCCAUGGUCUGCCGAGAUGCAGUGA